Messenger RNA from Rhopilema esculentum, 627 nucleotides. Lineage: Eukaryota; Metazoa; Cnidaria; Scyphozoa; Rhizostomeae; Rhizostomatidae. The record is from RefSeq and is a predicted model, not a curated record.
AUGAACGUGUUUAGUUUAGGUCCUUUUUAUCGAGUUGUAGGCCUGAUCAAAGGAAUUUUGAGUUUUCUAUGUCGCAUUUUGUUUAGAAAAAAGAAAAUUGCAGAAAAAUGUGACGAAGAUAAGCCGAUAGAAAUCAUUUCAGUUGGAACAAACAGCAAAAACAAAGACUAUGGCAACUUCGGGUCUAAUAAUGAGGCUGGAGGGAAUAGUGUUCUUGUGGACUGGAGUGACUGGAAAGAGCCUACCAGUGCAGAAGAUACUAAAGAAAAUUUAGACAGUAUGAAUCUAUUUGAAGAUAUGGAACCAAAAUUAACACGGCCAAGAAUGCUCAAAGUUUCACCUAGUAAUCCUCCAGAUCAGAAAGCCAUGUUAUCCUCUAAUCGUUUGCAAGUCAGUGGAACAAGUUUUGAAGUUCAGUCUGAGCUUGGCACGUGGGUUGAAAAUUCCUCGGGUUGGGACGAAGAAGUACUGGAUGAUCUCUCUGAAGAAGCAGCAAAUAUUCUUAAAGAAAAGAAGAAAAUGGAAAGACAAAGAAGAACUAUUGAGCAAAAGAAGAGAAAUGAGGAGCUGCGAGCCAUGCGGGCCGACCGUAAGAAUGCGCCACACCUCGGAAUGAAAGUAAAUUGA